Molecule: messenger RNA, 1715 nt
Organism: Erpetoichthys calabaricus (reedfish)
Lineage: Eukaryota; Metazoa; Chordata; Cladistia; Polypteriformes; Polypteridae
Gene: trmu
Product: tRNA 5-methylaminomethyl-2-thiouridylate methyltransferase
Biological process (GO): tRNA wobble position uridine thiolation
Cellular component (GO): mitochondrion
Molecular function (GO): sulfurtransferase activity
Source: RefSeq, a predicted model, not a curated record
CUUAUAGCAGUAUGGCAUACACACAAACACUUUAUCGAAUACAAAGUCCGUAAAUACUACUCUACAAGCGGAACGGACUAAUUCUGGUAGCAUUUUCUGGUCAGUCACGUUACAUCGGCGCACUGCAUUUUUUUCUUUCACAUAGUAGUUUUAUGGUAUAUAUUAAAUGUAACUACUUAAGUUAGAGUAGAAACGUUUUUAAUACAUUAGAUUAGGAAACUUCAGUGAAGAGAUGAUCCAGGGAGCAAAGCAUGUGGUUUGUGCUAUGUCCGGCGGAGUGGACAGCUCGGUCUCGGCUUUGCUUCUUAAACGGAGAGGUUUUCAAGUGACCGGAGUGUACAUGAAGAACUGGGACUUUCUUGACGAACGUGGACAUUGUUCUUCUGAAAGGGACGCUGAAGAUGCGUACAAGGUGUGCAGGAUGCUGGAUAUCCCAUUCCACCAAGUAUCAUACGUGAAAGAGUACUGGCAUGACGUUUUCAGCAAUUUAUUGAAGGAAUAUGAAAAGGGGAGGACUCCGAAUCCUGAUAUACUAUGUAACAAGCACAUUAAAUUCAAUCAUUUUUUCCAGUAUGCUAUCAGAACCUUAGGAGCAGAUGCCAUAGCUACCGGCCACUAUGCAAGAACCUCACAAGAUGAUGAAGAAGUUUUCAGACAGCCUCGUAUGUCAAAAUCCCAGAGUCUUUUCAGAAAUAGAUUUGAAGUUAGAAAUUCAGUAAGACUUCUUCAAGGAGCUGACCACAUUAAAGAUCAGACAUUCUUCCUAAGCCAGAUCUCUCAAGAAUCCCUAAAAAGGACUCUCUUCCCACUCGGAGAGCUUACUAAAGAGUAUGUGAAAAAGAUGGCUGCAGAGGCUGGUUUUAAACAUGUGCUUCAGAAAAAGGAGAGCAUGGGAAUCUGUUUCAUUGGAGAAAGAUGUUUUCAGAAAUUUAUUCUUGAGUAUUUAGAACCACAGCCUGGAAACUUUGUUUCUAUAGAGGAUGGAAAGAUAAUGGGAACUCACAAAGGUUGGUUCACGUUUACUCUGGGACAAAGAGCCAGAAUAGGUGGGCAGAAAGAUGCCUGGUUUGUUGUGGAUAAGGAUGUAAUGAGUGGAGAUGUGUUUGUGGCACCAACAACAAAUCAUCCAGCUUUGUACAGGGAAAUAAUGCGCACAGAUAGAUUUCACUGGAUUGCUGAUGAGCCACCAGCAGAGCUAAUUCAUAAUAAAAUGAUGGAAUGCAACUUCAGAUUUUUACAUCAGAUGCCAUUUGUACCAUGCAAUGUUACUCUUAACCAAGAUGGUUCUGUCUGGGUAACCCUCACUAAGCCAGUUAGAGCUCUGACACCAGGACAGUUUGCUGUUUUAUACAAAGGUGAUGAAUGUCUUGGAAGUGGAAAAAUUGUACGCAUGGGUCCAUCAAUGUACACCUUGCAACAUGGACUGGAAAAACGUAAAGUGCCUAUCAAGCCAUUUGCACAAGAAGGUCAAAGCGCAGAACCAGCUGGAUAAUCUUAGUUUUAAAUGCCGUUUAAAAAUAUAAUUUUUAAAAAGAUGGUAACAUUAAUGGUAACCUUCCAAAUGAUUUUUAAUGUAGAUAUUUGAAAAAUAUGAUGCAUAUGUAAGAAGACUAUUUAUUGUUUUAUCAUCAUCAUGUACAUUUUUUUAAAACUGCUAUAAACAGUAGCAGUUAUAUGUUAUAAGUAAUGUAAAUAAAUUUAGAUUUUUGCAUAUU